AUGCCUAGCCUACCCUCUUCCGUCGACCUCGACGAAUGUAUAUCACGUCUGUAUAAAAAGGAACUUCUAGCAGAAUCGGUUAUCGAGGCUAUAUGCGCCAAAACGAAGGAGCUUUUGAUGCGCGAAAGCAAUGUGGUGCACGUAAAGGCACCUGUCACCGUGGUCGGCGACAUCCACGGCCAGUUCUUCGACCUCAUUGAGAUCUUCAAGAUUGGAGGAUGGUGUCCAGAUACCAACUAUCUGUUCCUCGGUGAUUAUGUCGACCGGGGCAUGUUCAGCGUCGAAACCAUUUCUCUCCUUGUCUGUUUAAAGCUUAGAUACCCCAACCGAGUGCAUUUGAUACGCGGCAACCACGAGUCGCGAGGCGUGACGCAGUCCUACGGGUUUUAUACCGAGUGCUCGAGAAAAUACGGCAAUGCCAACGUGUGGCAUUAUUUCACAGAUAUGUUCGACUUUCUGACGUUGAGCGUGGUCAUCAACGACCAGAUAUUUUGUGUACAUGGAGGUUUAUCACCGUCGAUACAUUCCAUCGAUCAAAUCAAGAUCAUCGACCGGUUCCGCGAGAUCCCCCACGAGGGGCCGAUGGCCGACCUCGUCUGGUCCGACCCGGACCCGGAGCGCGACGAGUUCUCCCUCUCGCCGCGCGGGGCGGGCUACACGUUCGGCGCGCAGGUCGUCAAGAAGUUCCUGGCCGUCAACAGCAUGUCCCACAUCCUGCGGGCGCACCAGCUGUGCCAGGAGGGCUUCCAGGUGCUCUACGACGAUCGCUUGAGCACCGUCUGGAGCGCGCCCAACUACUGCUACCGCUGCGGCAACAUGGCCAGCGUGCUCGAGGUCAGCGACACGGGCGAGCGCUUCUUUAACGUAUUCGCGGCGGCGCCCGAGAACGACCAGCACAAGGACAUGCCCGAGAAGGCGGUCGACGGCAACUCGCUACCGGACUACUUUCUGUAG
Messenger RNA from Thyridium curvatum, 954 nucleotides. RefSeq lists its product as uncharacterized. The transcript is spliced from 4 exons. Lineage: Eukaryota; Fungi; Ascomycota; Sordariomycetes; Thyridiales; Thyridiaceae. Gene Ontology annotation, molecular function: protein serine/threonine phosphatase activity. Gene Ontology annotation, biological process: peptidyl-serine dephosphorylation. Gene Ontology annotation, cellular component: FAR/SIP/STRIPAK complex. The record is from RefSeq and is a predicted model, not a curated record. Bases 1 to 954 code for a protein of 317 amino acids.